Nicotiana tabacum (common tobacco) is the source of this 1308-nucleotide messenger RNA. NCBI's taxonomy places the organism in Eukaryota, Viridiplantae, Streptophyta, Magnoliopsida, Solanales, Solanaceae. The record is from RefSeq and is a predicted model, not a curated record.
AUGCCCGACGUGCCAAAGUAUGAGGGGACUUCAGAUCCUCAUAAGCAUAUCACCACCUAUACAACGACGGUGAAGGGAAACAAUUUAGCUCCCCACGAGAUAACGUCUGUUUUGCUGACGAAAUUCGGGGAGACUCUUACGAAGGGAGACCUGACGUUGUAUUCGCUUUUGCCCGAGCAUUCCAUAGACUCCUUUGAGAUGCUCUCAUAUUCUUUCAUGAAGUCCCAUGCCGGGGCCAGAAAAGUUCUAGAAGGAAAGGAUGGUGCUACCAACCGUUCCAGACGAAUGGAAGCUGAAGCAUUCUCUAAAGAUGUUCACAAUCGGUAUGAGUCAAAAAUAAGGAUUGAAGAUGAUCAGCUCGGUUUUCCGGCGUCAGCCAAGGGUCGGGAUCGGGAAAAGAAUAAAGAGAAAUCAAAAGACGAUUUUGAUAUAGAUCGACGGUCUUCAAGGAGUCAGUUUUUGCCCUAUGAACGGGCCGAAGGACGUGGAAGAGGUUUCCGGUCGGCGGAUAGAUUGGCUACCGAUAGGAGAACCGAUCCUGGCCGAAAUAAUAGGUUGUUGCAGAAUAGGGAAACAUCAGGAUCUCAAGAUUCUUCCUACCCCAUACUUUCUGAAUACAAUUUCAAUGUCAGCGUAAUGGAGUUGAUAUCGGCCAUCAUGAACAUUAAAAUGUCUCAGUUCCUGAAGAAAAUGAGAUCUGAUCCCGGCCAGAGGGAUCCUAAUUUGUGGUGCGAAUACCACGUGACAAACGGUCACUGGACUGGAGACUGCCGACAUCUGCGCGAAGAGGUGGCGACACUACUGAAAAAUGGCAAUCUCGGGGAGUUUAUAAGUGACCAAACUACAAACAACUACGGUCGCAUUCGUGAUAAUGCAGAGCCUUCAAAAGUAGGAGAAGAUCCCCCACGCCUGACGAUCAACAUGAUUUUUUGGGGGAACGAGAUUAACGGGGUUACAAUUUCGCCUGCAAAAACAAUGAAGGUAUCAGUGACCUACAACAAAAGACUCUAUGAAGUUGCUGAAGACGACCUUAAUUUCAUUGAGAAAAACGCGGAUGGAUUGCUACUACCGCAUAGCGACGCCCUAAACACAAAACUCCUUGCCUGGUUCAAUCUGGAAAGCGUGACAACCCGGGGAGAUCUUGCUGCCCAUGAAUACAGAGGGGGUGAUGAAGACGACCCUUUUCGAGGUAGUGGACGGCGAUAUGGGUUACAAUAUCAUUCUGGGGAGACCAUGGUUGCACGAAAUGAAGGAUGUGCCAUCAACAUAUCAUCAGUUGCUGAAAUUUCCAACUCCCGAGGAAGUUAA